AUGGCGGAAGAUGUCCUUCCUAUUGAGUAAGCAGGUUUCAGGACAUGGCAAAAAUAUUGAACGUAAAUUUAAUAUGCCAUACAUUUGUAUGGCAGAGACAGUACAUACAGAUUUCACAUUCAAUCAACUGUCCUAGUAUUUACGAGUAUGUAUACUUAUUAUAGGUAUUAUAUACCUAUAAUCGGGGCAUAAAUUUGCUGUAAUUUUUUAAAAAAUUUUUUUUAACAAUUUAGAUGUCAUGAGACCCGAUUUAGGAUCUCACGAACGUUCUCUUCCCUUCCAUGAGUUUUUAGAGCAAACUUUCCAUAAGUGAUAGGGUAUUUAUUUUGAAAGUUAACAAUUAUUUUAGUGACUCAAAAGUAAAGAGUUUCGACAGGAUUUUGGAUUUUUAGGACGUAAGAUCUCAUAUUAUGAGAUCCUUAAAAAACCUUAAGAUCCUUAAAAAACCCUUUACCCGUUACCCUUUAAAAAAUCCCUUAAACUGAGAUUCCAUACGAGAUCUUAAAAAUAGAGAUAGAGGGAGUAAUUGAGAUUCCAUGAAAAUAUUCUUUUUUAUAUAUUGAAUUUAUAAUAUAGUCGUAUAAAAUUACAAUUUCCACUAAUGUAUAUAGCAAAGUUUUAAUCUGGCUAGAUAUUCAUUGUAUUGAACAUGUAAUAGUAGUUUAAAAUCAAAGAAUGUGUAAAUGUGUUAUCAUUUAUCAGUCCCGUUACCAAAAAUGAAAAUACACUUAAAUUAUAAGUUAUAUUAAAUAUUUCUUAAUGUAUUCAUAUAAUAAUAAUAAAUUAUGUAUGUAAUAUGUUACGAUAUUUGUAUUGUAAAAAAAUACAAUUUAAAAACAACAUAACUCCUUCAAAAUAAUACGUAUUUGGAUGCUAAAGGUACCGGCGUGAGGCGGUUAUACUGUUUUAAUGUUCCACAAAAAUCCUAAUAAAUAAGAUUCUUAAAGAGAUAUCAUUUUUUUAAAAAUACAUCCGAGAUCCCAAUUGGAAUCUCGUGGCAGGCAAAUGAAGUUUUGGUGAGAUCUCAUGGCAGGCAAUUGAAGUUUUCAAAAAAAUACGUGACAGUCAAGUUGUUAAGCAUAUCCUUACCAUAUGGUCGACCACAAAAGAGGUGGAGUGAUGUUGUGGAAAACAAUUUAGAAGGCCUCGGAGUGCGGAAUUUGAGGAAGUUAGAACGAGGUUAUGACAAGUGAAAUGAUUUGGUUUUUGCGACCGAGACUCUUGAAGAGUGAUAUAAGCUGGAAGAAGAAGUAGGUACCCUUACCACUUACCCGUUGUGUUUUGUUGAAAAUAAUAAUGUUUUGAAAAUAUAUCUAUUAUCAACUCUUCGGAUACAGGUAAGUAUUCAAUACUGUACAUAGCUUUUGUAGAUAAAAUCGAUAAAAUCUAGUGUGUUAAGUGAAUUCUAAUAAAACUAAAGAUAAAUCCUACAAGAAUGUAGUGAGACUGGUGUAUUAUGUUGCAUUGGUCAUUGUCAGGUGGUAGACAGAAAAAUAGAAUAGAGAAAGAGUGUAGCAGAUAUGAUAAUACUUAGGUGGACGAGUGAAGUGCCGAGAAAAGAUGGGAUAAGUAAUGAGUACAUAGGAUGUAGCUUAGGUGUUGGUUGAAUAGUAGAAAAAUACGUCCUAGGAUUAUGGAGACGGAUGCAGCCACUGUUAUUGGUAAUUUAAUGUAUAUCUGUAAGCAACAAUAAACCAUUGCUAACGUAAAAACGAUUCUGAGCACAAUUCACUUCAGUUGAUAGUGAUGCUUUGUCAACAAUAUAUAUGCCAUACUAUAGUCAAAUAAUUAAAUUAUAUAUUUUCUUUAAUAAUAUUUGUUUAAUAUUGUAUCGAUUUUCCCGUUUUUUCUGUUUUUUCCCGGAUUAUCACAUUUGCUUAGAAAACUUUUUGAAAAAUCGAAAAAUUACUUCCCUAAAGUACCUUCUCAAUCAGAUUUUCUUUCAAAAAUAGUGCUAUCAUUGUAAAUCGAAGUAAAAUUUCAGGUGGAAAAUAGUACACAGAAAAAAAAAGCCAUAUUUUUUACUAAUACCUAUAUUUCGUACAUUAUUCGUUUUUCCGACAUUUUAUCCCGGUUUUUCCAGAUUUUAUGAAAACCGACUGAAAAAUCACAAAAAUGACCUACCUCAACCAUGGAGAUGAAAUUUUCUUUCUGAAAAUAAGUUACACUUAAUACACUGGAGCAAGAUUUCUGGUAGAAAAGUUCGCACAACAAAUCGAGGGGUAUUUUUCGAUUAUAAUCGUCCGAGCGAGCGAUAGCUAGGUCUCUAGAUACACAUAAAAUGGAUAUGUCUCUUCCCGAUUUAGAUAAAAGAGAAAAAAAGUGCAAUAAUUUUUUUUUCAAACACCGGGGUUUGAAUCUGCGAUCCGUAAUAUGACAUUACGUAUUCAUGACCAUUCGACCAAAAAAAACAUAUAUAGUAAAUGUAGAGUUAUUUAAUACAAACAUUUAAUAUCUGCUUAAUAUCUGAACUUCAAAAAGCUAUAAUUUCGAAACUUAGUCAGUCCGCUCAAUUCUGACUUUACCAUGCUUCUUAAAUCGGCAAUAUACAUAUGUUCAAAAAAAUUAAAUUCCUCAUAAUUUUUUACUCAAACAAUUUUCGUCAAAAUGUAGUAUCAAAAUUCCUUUAUAAAACAAAUACUACAUUAAAGUCAACUUUUUUUUUACCACAAAGUAAAAUUUAACCUCUUUUUAAAUUUUCAAUUAUUUCUGUUAAGUCUAACGAUUCUACCACAGAGUAUCUACCGAAUAAAAAUUACGUACAAAACUCGCAAAAUUAAAAUAUUUUUUAAUAGCUCAAAAAUAGCUUACAUUAUUUGAAAAUUUUACUACGUAUAAAAAAGGCAAAUAUAAAUUUUUUGUCCGAAUUUCAAGUCUCUAAUAAUAUUUUUAACAGAAUAACAACAAAUAAAAAAUUGAUAAAAUAAUAAAAUAAUUAAUUUCGUACAUUUCCCGUUUUUCUUACGUUUCAUCCUAGUUUUUCCCAGAUAUUAUGAAAAUCGCUUGGAAAAUCAAAAAAUGACCUCCUAAUAGUACCAUCUGGACAACAUUCUUUUUUAGAAAUGGUGCCGCGCGUGUAUAUCUGAACAAGAUUUAUGAUCGAAUUUUUGUACACAGGAUAAAAAAUAAACAUCUUAGGAAAACCAAUACGUUUUUUGCUAUAUUCAAAAUCUAAAAUGAUAAAAUAAACCGAGAUGGAGAAGCGAAAAAUCAGAAGCAGUAGGAAUAGUAAUGAAAAUAAACAUAGAAAAAUAGAGGAAAUAGAGGUUGGAGAAAACCGAAAAAAUGAGGUGAUAGAAUGCGAUUGAUAUUGAUAUAAGGACACGGGUCAAGUGGAAAUUUAGGGCGAGGGUGGCUGACCUUAAAUAGAUGAUGAAGGUGAAGAAUCAUUGUUACAUACAUUUUCUGAAUUGCACUUUUGUAGUUUGGUUCUGUGAUACCUAAGAAAAUAAGUGAUUUAAUAUAAAUCUAAGGUCCAUUAUCUCAAGAGACACUCAUUUGUUUUUUUUUUAUAGUAUAUUUUUCGUUGGAAUAUACUUUCUUCAAUACGUACAAUAACUAUUAACCAUAACUAACGAAAAACGAUUCUGAGCGUAAUGCCGGAGUUCGGUUAAUAGUGUUCUUUUGUCAACAAUUUAUAAAUCACGUUAUGAUAAAAUAAUUAAAUAGUUAUGCAUUAUAUAUUUUGUUUAAUAUUGUACCUAGUUUUCCCAAUUUUUUGGGAGAACUGUUGGGGAAAUAAAAAAAUGACCUUUCUGAAGUAAUAUCCCAGUCAGAUUUCUUUUCGAAAAAAAGGCUAAGUACCAUUGUAAAUCAGAGCAAGAUUUAUGGUUGAAAAGUUGAUCACAGAUAAAAAAAAUUAACAUCAUUGUAAAACUAAUACAUUCCUCGCUUUCCCUCAGAAUCUGAAAUAAAAAUUAUAUAAUAUGUAUUAUUUGUGUUUUUUUUUUAGUUAACUCAAUUUAAUUACUAGAUAUGAAUAACAUGAUAAACCCCCUCCAUAUUAAAUGUCUGUAUACGGCACUGUUUAUAAAUUAUGAGUAUCAAUUAACUUUAAUGUGGUUUAAAAAUGUAUACCGUAAAGAAGGUAAAUUAGGGACUAGGGUAAAUUUCAGAGGUUUUUUGUUAAUUUUAAUUUUUAGCUUUUUAAGAUAACGUACUAAUAAAUAGUAAUAAAAAAAAAAACAAAAGACUGGCCCAAUUCACCUUCAUGACCCUAGUCGCUCUAUCCAUGCGGUAUGUUAUUAUAGACACGAUAGUCUAAUAACAAAAAUGUGAUAAGAAUUAAAAAUCUGUUUUUGAAUUCCAACAAAAUUAAAUUAUCUAUAGAUCAUUAAAUAUAUGAAGUGUAGGUAUUCAUAUGUUGUAAAACUAAAAAAUAUUAAUGCAAUAAUAAACUGCAGGCAUUUAACUGCAUUCUCGUAUAAUAAUAUACAUUUUCAGAUGAAGUAUUCUUGAUUGUUUAGUGAUUAUUUGAUUUAGUGGAAUUGAGUGGAUUUAAAAGUAGAUUAUUAUUAACUAAUUUCAAGGCUCAAACAUAAAAAUAUUCUGCUUGGAAGGGGGUUUUCUUUUGCGACUGUACGACGAAUGUCUAAUGUGCCCUACCAUUCCGCCGCCGGCAGCACUUCAGGCGGCUAGUCUCCCACGGAACUCCGAUCAGAAUCGUUUUUCGUUCGCAACGAUAGUUAUUAUAAGAAAAUAAGCUGCGACACGGGUUUUGAGAGGGGGACAUUUGCCCACAUCGUUCCGCUCUCAAAUAUAUAUUUGAAAGCGUCUUCCCACCCAGCGGCGGAUCCAUAAAUUGUUCAAAGGAGAAGGGCACGCUAUUUAUACUUUCAGUAAAUUGACCAGGUGUAAAUUAUAAAAAUAAAAACUGUAGUCCGUUGACAGGGGGGCACGUGCAUCUGUGCCCAGUCUGGAUCCGCCAACGCCCCCACUCAUUGCGUGGACGGCUGUCCCUUGAGCACACCCAGUUGUCACGCGGCGGCACCGCGAGGAUGCGUAAUAAUAGUAAUAAUUAAUUGCGAUAUCCGGAAUAAUAAUUUAUAAUACGGUAUUAUUAUAAUCACGAUAAUACAUAUUAUAUUUUAGACCACGCCACCGAAAACGUGACUGUAGCCACUUGGUUUGCGUGCAACGUGACUCCAAACGUGCGCGCGGGAUCGGCAGUCGACGCCGGUCUGCCGCGCUCGUCGGUCCGACGCACACUUUUUGUCUCGCGUUUUUUUUUUUUUUUUUUUUUUUUAUUUUUUUUUAUUUUUCCAUUUGGACGUUACCACCCGUUCGGGAGAACUUUUCCGACCGUUUGUUUACGUCACGUGUACGGCGUACCUGUUUAAUAUUAUAUUCACCGAACACCCGUUCGCGGUGCAGUGUUUGGUGAUUGUACGCAUCGCGAGUAUAAUUUGAAAUUAUUAUCACCAAUAGUCCAGUCCUGUUCCGAAAAAAUAAAAAAAUAAUAAAAAUAAUUUAUGAUAAUACAUAAAACUCCAUACUAGUGCACUUCAUCUCAUUCCAUGGUCGGUUUACCUGUGCGAGUAAAAUGCUCAUCGCAUAAUACGCAAAGGUAAGUGCGUAUACUUAAUUAUUACCUGUUUAUACAUAAAUAUAAUAUGUAUUUUUUAUAUCAUAAUCUAUAAUAUUAGGUAUCUAUAUUGAAAAAUUCGUAUUAGGCUAGGAUAAUAUUAUAGUUUUGAUAGAUUACCGAACCACCAAAAAUUUGGUGUUAGACCGGAGUAGGGACGUUUGAAUGUUGAACAAAUUCCAUAAACUAAAUUUGAGCCAAAUUGUAAUGAUUUAAUUAUAUAAAGCAAUGGUUUUAUUUUCAUCAGUAACAAAAUAACAAUUACAAUAUUAUCUACGUAGUAAUAUUUAACUUUACAUUUUGUUUUCGCAAAAUGCUAAAUAGCAAAAUAGUAAAAUAAGUCUGGAGACAGGCGUGCCACUGUUGUAGGUGGAAAGUUGGAAUAUGUAGAGGGGAAUUAAAUAUAUAUCUAUAUGCAACGAUUAAUCAUUGCUAACAAAAACGAUUCUGAGUGGGGGUCUAUAUCUUCGCCGCCGUUCAUUUUGCCGCCAACUUUUCGAUGCUAUCAUAUUGCCACCGUUCAUUUUAUAUUAAAUAUAUCCACUCCAUUCUGAUUUUUGGAUAAAGUAUACCUCAGUAGGAUUUAGUGACAAGAAAGUGAUUUUAACGCCAACAAAUUUAGUUUGGAACCCCAUACAAGUCUCCUCCGUAGUUUGGUACCAUAAAAUUUCUUACAGAAGAACUAGCUUGGAAUUCGUCCAUUCACCGCCAAACUUUGGAUAUGACUCCUAGAUAUCUAGACUACUCUAACAAAAUGUAGUAUCGAUCGGAAAAAGAAAAUUUGCUCCAAAGUGGUCGUUGGGUCAUUAUUAACCGGCGGCGAAAAGAUCGCGGCGAGUUGCAGUGUUUUGAUUUUGCACCGGACACAAGGUUAAAAUUGUCGACCCCCCCAUUAAUUUAAUUAUUUAUAUUUAGACAGUAAUAAAUAGUGUGAUUAUUAUUAUAAAAAAAAUAAUGCAACAAAACGUUUAUUAUUAUUAAAAAUAUUUAAUUAAUGAAUUAAGUAUUUAUUUAUUUGGUUAUUAUAUUCUCAAUUGAUAAUAUUGUCGAGUUUGUCAAUCUUACUUGGGUAGAAAUCUAAGAAAUUUAGAAAUCUAAGCUAUAGCUCACUCGACUAUUUUAAUCGCAAAAUAUCCCUCGAUUUGCUGAGAAAAUUUUUCUCCACCCCAUGUCACAAUUUCUUCACAGCUGAGGUAUAUUUCUAUUCGAAAAAUAACUAAAUUAUCAAACUCAAUUACAUUAAAAAAACAAAAUUGAAAAUAAUAAAAAAAUUAUUUUUAUAAAUUUUCCCGUAUUUUCGGCAUUUUUUGUUGGUUUUGCUCAAUUAUUAAUCAUUGCUUAAGAAAAAUCGUAGAUUUACCGUUUCCGCCAAAAUUUAAAAUGUCUGUUUCCACCAUGCACUUUUACGCCAUUUAAAAAAAAAGGUUUGCUUCCCUUUUCCGCCAAUAUACCCGCUAAAGUUAUUAUACUUGCAUUACAAAAUUUUAUCAAAAAUUAACUUUCACCUAAAACAAUAUUUGGUCUAUUUAUUCUGUAUAAUUAAAAAUAGUUUCUAUAAAAUCAAUUCCAAAUCAAAGUCAUCAAAAAGUUUACUACACUUAAGUUACCUCUGAGCAAGUCUUCUGGUAGAAAAGUUACGCUCAGAAAAAGAAAAAAAUAAAUAUCUUUGUAAAAUCAUAAGCUUCUUGUGGUAGAAAACAUAAACCUUAAAAAUGUAAAAUAAUGAAAAUGGCCUUCCCAAGAAAAUUGUUUUUCAGUAAAGGACCCAUACCAUACAUACAUCGGAGCAAGAUUUUUGGUAGAAUUUUUAUACAGUUUAAAAAAAAAAAUAAAAAUAAUAACAAUAAACAUCUUUGUAAAACCGAUACAUUGUUCAGUCCAUUAAAAUCUAGAAUUCUAUUAUAAUUUAUAUAUUAUUAUUACAUUUGUAUACUAUAAAUAUAAUAUAGUAGGUAAAAAUAUUUGUAUUUCACUGUGAAUAGUAUAAUAACAGUAGGUUGUAGAAAUAAACAAGAUAAUAUUAUUUAUAAUGUUGUUAUCAAAUUAGAUAAACUUAAAAGUAACUGCGAUAACAAUACGAUACAUGAAGGCACCUGUUACUGUUAUGUUUACGUGUUAUGGCCAUGUGGAAGCUGGUGGUCACGCUUUGAACUGCACUCACACUAAUGUUCAAUUACUUCUCACACACUGACACGCCCCGUUUAUACCUGUCACAUAAGUUGCUUAAUUCUUACUCCUUAGUAAAUGGCUGACUAGAACCACCUUUAUCGAACUCCACUCAGAAUCGUUUUUCGUUAGCAAUGGUUAAUCGUUACGUACAUAUAUAAUAUAAUAAAUUUCCCCUCUACCUUCCCAACUUCUCACCUACAACAAUGGUCCACUCACUUGUGAAGUAUGUCCGUUUUUUUUUGUGUUGGUGGUUAUAUUCAAGUACCUAUUAUUUAAUUAUUCAUUCAUCAUAUUUAUAGUACUUAGAUAAAUAGGCAGUUUUUAACUAUUCCUUUUUAAUUCAGUUCUAGUUAGUUAAAUUUAAAUAUUUUAUUAUUAUAUAUUUAUUAAAUCUUACAGUAUUAUUCCGUAGUAUAAAUUUACUCGUAUUUAAUAUUUAUUUGUUCGAUAAAAUUCAAGCUAUAUUUAGUGACUAUAGUGUACAAUAUAUUGUGAUGUAUACCUACCUAUAAUCACAGAUUAAAUAGUUAGGUAUACUAUUCUUAAUGUAUGAUUGUAUAGAAGGAAGCCAAAUUUUUCUUAUUUCAUCUCGUUUGAAAAUACAAUUUUAUGACACACCCAUGCUUAUCAAUUUAUUUUGUAAAAACUGGAAUUUGCAAUUUAAAAUAAUUUGUAUGUUUUAUUAACAGAUAAUCAAAAUGCAAAACGUUUUCCGCAAGAAGAUUGUACGACAUUCAAAAACGUAUUUAUUAAAACACAAUUUAAUGAUUAUGAAGACAAUUUACUUUUAUCUACAGAGUUACAGUUAAAUAAUUCGAAAUUUACAGAGAUUAAUGAAAGUAAUAAACUAAACAUAUUGAUAAACUAUGAAUGAAAACUGAAUAACUAUGUUUUUAUUUUUUAGCUGAAAAUAUUAAAUCAUGUUCUUUGUCAUUAAUGGAGAAUAAUACAGGCUGUCUCACGAAGAUGUAAGUAUUCAAAUAUUUAUUUUAUAAAAUUUAAAUCAUAUGAUGAUUAACAAUGUUUAUAGGUUUUUCAUAGUAUUGAAACUCUUAGUAAUUAAAUAAAAUAAAAAUAAAAUAAAAAUAAAAUAAAAAUAAAAUAAAUAAAUAAAUAAAUAAAAAUAAAUAGACUUACAAUAUGUCUGUGAUUACUAAGUAGUAAAUGUUUAAACUGAUCAAUAAAAUUAUUAAAAUCAAUGUUAAUAAUUAUUCUUGUUCUACAAAGAAAAAAAAAGUAUCAAUCUUUCUUAUAAAAUAGUACUUCUUAAUUUGUUUUUUAUAAUGCUGAGUUUUGAAAAACUACAUUCACAGCUUUAACUAGUAAUUGGAAUUGUUAUAAACAUUUUAAGACAGUGACAUUUUUUUAAAAAAAUGUUAUGUCUAUAAUAUUGUUUAAACCCAUUGGGUCAUUUUUGUACAGCAUCUGAGUUUGUAUCUCUUGGUGUAUUUUCAGUAGAUUCAUACAAGAUAAAAUUCACAGCACAAAUCUUCUGAAAUUCAAAAAAUAUGUGUAUGAUUUUAAUUUAUCUUCUGAAUUUUUAGACGUUUUUUUCUUUUGAUUUCAGAUAUUUUGAUAUCCAUUUUAUAGCACAUUUUUUUGUAUUUUCAUAUAUUGAUUUAAAAUGUUAAGUAAUUUCGUAAUGAGAUCAAUGGCUGUUUGAAUGUUUUAAUUACCAUAACUGCAGUUAACAGUUCAAAAUUUGUUAUUUGUAAGGUUCAGUCCAGUAUAGUCUAAUCUGAAUCACAUAUUAACAGUUACUCAUUUAUUAAUUUUACCUAUUUUAAUAACUCAUAUUAAAUUUUUUUCAUACGAAAUAUCUUAGAUGACCCACACACUCUGAACCAGUUCAAUUGCACUAAUAGGUAAGGUAUAUAUGCUCUAUUGUCUAUAACUAUCCUUGCAGUCAUUCGAUCACGUGUCAUAACUCGUAAGAUAUUUUUUCUUUUAUACAAUAUAUUCAAUAUUAUAAUUAUAAGUAUAUCUGCCUAUGCAAGUGUUGCACCUUUCUUUGUCAAUCGUUUUGAAUAAACCAUACGAUAAACGUAUUUUUAUAGACGUUCUACUGCAGGCUUGUGAUGGACCAACCGAAAAACAAACACACCGUACACUGGUUUCGAAAGGGAUUGAGGCUGCACGACAAUCCUAGUCUGCGGGAAGGGCUGGUGGAUGCAACCACAUUUCGGUGCAUUUUCAUACUGGACCCUUGGUUUGCGGGAGCGUCAAACAGCGGCAUCAACAAAUGGAGGUCGGUAUAUUGUUAUAAUAGGCUUGUUUUAAGCAAUUAUAUAGUUUAGCGAACAAACUGUUUUUGGUAAUGGUAUUAUUCACUGCAGUAACUACUAUCGUGGUAGUCUGUACAGCAAACGGUUGAUGUACAACAUUGUUUUAUUGUAAUAGAUUUCUGUUGGAGUGUUUGGUAGAUUUAGAUAACAGUCUGAAAAAACUAAAUUCCCGACUGUUCGUAAUUAAGGGACAGCCGGCUGAAGCGUUGCCCAAAUUGUUCAAAGUGAGUUGAAGUGUAAUAUUUUUUAUUAUUAUUAUAUUAAUUAUUAUUUAUAAUGGUUUUUUUUUUUAGCUUAUUUACCUAUUAUAACUUAUAGCCUUUGUAGUCUAUUACGUUUUUCCAUACAUCUUUGUCCUUGGCUAUAAAUAUUUGACAUUCCUAUUCUUAAGGGCUCGAGGAUCGAUGUUUUCCCUGUAUUAGUAUUUUCUUAUCUGAAUUUUAUAUUGUGUUUUUACAUAUUAGUUGACCUUCCAUCCGCCAAACGUGUUCGGUUUAUACAAUUAUUGUUCGACUUUUGAGAACUCUAACCGUGGCUUAUCAAACAUUGUUUACAGUUCUGCAUUUGUAUGGUAUUCUGCUUAUUUCUUUUGGGUUUAUAUUAACUUUUGGAACCGUUAUAUUAAACGUAUGACAUGCAUCUCAAAUAUUACUAUUCAUUUUUUUUUCUAACUUGUUGAUGCCCACGCUAUCCACAUGCAUACAGUACUAUUAGAUCUAAUGCGUGAUUAAUAUAAUCUUGUUUUCAUUCCUUUGGGCAGUGUAAUUUUAACUUUAAUAAUUUCACAAGUGCAGAAAUAUGGCAUCUGUUCAUAUUAUGAUUAUUUUUGUUUUAAGCCUGUUAAACAUUUGAAAAAAUUUAGACGUCCAUCUCACAAUUAUUACCUAAUACUUAUUUUUGUUUUGUCUGGUUAUAAUAUUAAGUACUUAUGUUGGAUGUUAUUUUUCGUUAGUUAUGGGGAACGACAAACUUCACAUUCGAAGAAGACCCCGAACCUUACGGUCGAGUGAGAGAUCAAAAUAUAACGGUUAUGUGCCACGAAAUGGGAAUUUCUGUGAUUAAACGUUGUUCACACACCUUAUAUCAAUUAGACAAGUUAGUAAUAUUUAUAUUAAAUACAUACAAACAAAGAAUUCAAAUAAAUAUAAAUUCAUCAUUUAAAAGGUAAAAAAUAUUAUUUCCGCGUAUAGUUUUAUGGGAUACAACUGAAAAAAGUGAAUAUUAUUUUGGCCGUCGUAUAGGUUAUAAGUACAAGCUGUAGAGUGAAACUUGUCUAUGCUUAAAAAAAAAAAAAGAAACAAUCAUAGGCGAAACUAGACAUUUUUAUUUUCAAUGACUCAAUUCAUGAGAAUUAUUUUAUACCUAUCAAAGAUAGGAUUUUCUAAAACUGUGUUUGGACUAUAGUUAUUCAGAUUUAUAUUUAAAUUUGCGAUCCUAAUAUUAUUAUUAAGUAAUAUCUAGUAGUGUAAUAGGCUAACAUAUCUAAAGUAAAUAGGGGAGAGAGUGAUAGGGAAUACCAAUGAUUUUCAUUACAAUAAAAAGUUAUAACACAAGUAAUUAUUGAUGAUAUAAAUCUAAAAUUGUGUAAUUUGUGAUUUAAACUUAAAUCAUACAUGUGAAAUAGAUAUACUAAAUACAUUUUAAUUUUUACCUUAAAGUUAAUAUUUAUAAAGUUAAACGACGUUCAAAUGGGAUUAUAUAAGACCAUUCUUUAAAUUCUUCAAUCACAUCAUUGGUGUCGACAUUUUUUGCCAUGGUUUGCUCAAUGUACGGAAGCAUUAAAUUUUCCAAUCGUUCUUCAGUCAUUGUCGUUCGUAGCUUAGUUUUAACAUGAGUUUACUUUCAAAUGAAAUACUUAUGACAGGUAUUAUGAAGAAAACUUUUAAAGCUUUUCUGUGUUAAAAAAAAAUGGUCUUAAUACCAUUUUAACCAAAAUGUACAGUUUUUAUUGAUUGCCAAGAAUCACCCGAAUCACUUGAAUCUUUGUUUCGUGCUUUUAAAAAACGUAUUUCACUCUGAAAUUCAUAUUAGCCUGGGUCAGGGCUUAUUUGGUCCAUACCGUAAUUUCGCCAAUGGAAAUACUCACAAUUUAAUUUAAAAUAUAAGGUAAAUAAUUAUGAUUUAUGAAGUUUUAUUUUUCCUCGGAGUUCAGAGUGUUGAUAGCGUUGCAAGUUGAGAGUAUUACGAUUUAAAAAAAAAAAAUCUAUUUUUAAUACAAUAUAAAUUGUAAUUAUAACCAGGUAUGAAAAUAUAAUAUAAUGUAUAGGAUGAUAUUUUAAGCACGUUUACUCCAUUAUUGAAUGGUUAAAUUACCUAUGCCUAAAUUCAAAUAAUAAUUUUUGGAAUUUUUAAGUACAAUGAACGACGAUAUUUUGGUAUACUUAGAUUUUCACAACAUUUAAGGAAUCCUAUGGUAAUAACAAUUUAAAUUUUUCAAACGAGAACCAAUACGUUUAGAUUUACAUUAUCAAGCAGAUGAUUUUAUCUGAAAAUGAUGACGUAUUGUAAACGAAAUUUGAACUAAAAGUUAUUCUGCUUUAAAUACUUAUAAUAUUAGUCUUUCAUGAGAAUUGGAAAUCAACUGUUUUAUGUGUAUAAAUAAUUUCUUGUUUUGAAUCAUGCAGUUAUUAUUCUUUUGUAUUUAAAGUAGAAUAACUAAUAUUUUUCGUUCAAAUUUCGAUUAAAAUACGUCAACACUUUCAAAAAAAUUUUAAAAAUGGACAGUUUGCAUUAAAACAUAUAGGUUCUCAUUUUAAAAACCUAAAGUUGGUAUUGUCACAAGAUUUUACUUAAUCAUCGUGAAUAAUCUAAGUAUUAGCUAAAAUUAAAAUCUUAGUAGAUAUGUUCUUCCGCUACACAAACAAUUUAAAAUAUCAGAAUUUGAAUAUAUUCAUUAUUUAAGCAUACAAAUGGGAUUAGCACUGAGCAUGCCUAAAAAAUCACUUAAUAAAUAUUUAAGAAAAUUGAUUAAUAGAACGGAUAUGUCCUUCUCAUCCCACCCAUUUGACCACCCCUCUUUAUAACUUAAGGGUUAGAUUAAGUUAGGUUUACUUAUAAAAUCAAUUUUAGGUCUUAAAACAUAUAGGUUUAUUUUUUAUGACUAACUAUUACAUAAUAAUAUAUUAAAUACUAUGAUUAGAAUUUAUUUAUUUAUUUUCAAAUUAAUAUUUUGUGAUGCAGAAUAAUAAAUAUAAACAAUGGGAAAGCUCCAUUAACAUAUCAUUUGUUUCAAACACUAUUGGAGUGUAUCGAUCCACCAGAUUGUGCUGUACCGAAUAUAGAUCUCGAAUUCCUCGGAGGUGCUUACACGCCAAUCAGAUUUGACCAUGACGAAAUAUUUGGCGUUCCUUCACUUAGCGACCUAGGUAAUUAUAAAAAAAAAAAAAAAAAUGUUAAAAAUCAUCUUACUUUAUAUCUAUAUCACGUAAUUAAUGAAAAUAAAGGGUUACCACCCUUUUGUUAGGACGUUAGGUGUUUUGGAUCAUGUUAAAUCGGAUUCCCAGGUUCGAUAUUCCUAAAUAUGAUUAUUAGUCGCGGUUUUUGAGUUUUUAUCCAACGUAUUUUUCAUAUAUAUAACCGUGUGACCUAUAAGAAAUUCGAUAAGCGUGAAAAUGUAGACUUCAAUGGUAAGUUCUUGAAAAUUUUUUACUGUUCGAAGGAUUUUUAUCUACUAUCAAAACUAAAUUAAAAAGUUUAUUUCUAUAAAAUUCAUGUGGAUUUCAAAUCUUACCUCCCAUUCCCUCUUCAAAAAAAAAAAAAAAAAAAUUGUAUGAAGAAAAUGAAAUUAAAAAAAAAAUAUAGCAGAGAAAUAUUGAAUAAACUGCAGAAAAACGAGGCAAAACGCAAUGUACGAAUCGCGUAGUGUAAAGCUGAUAAGCAAAAUGCUUUUAUAAUACAUUGGGGAAAAAAUGUAAAAUAUGCGAUUCAGUUUUAAGUACAAAGUAAAUGUAUACAUUAUUUAUAAAUUACACACAAAAUAUCGAAUAGGAAUACAAUCACUCUCAAUGAUAAGGAAAAUUACCCACAUUCAUGAAGGUAAUUGCACUUUUAAUAUUUCCUGCUACCUAAUUUGAGUCCUACUCAAUAAUAGAACCUACUGUAGACCUACUGUACCGUUUUAAAUCAUCGAAUUUUCUGGGAAUUUCGGUGCUGUUAGAGAACAAAGUAUUAUAAGUUGUAUAUUUUGCCUUGUUGUCAAGGUAACCUAGAAAUCAACAAAAAUUAUACCAAAAUUGUCAGUUUUUACAAUGUAUGAAGAAAACAACAAGGAAAAUCAAAAAAUGACAUUCUCAAUAUACUAACUAAAUUAAAAAUUGUACAAGAAAGGUCUUAUGUUUCUUAAAUUUUUGAUUAGAGCAAGAUUUUUGGAAGAAAAAUAACUUAUGGAUUUAUAAAUACAAAAGAAAACACACACACACACACAUACACACACACACACACAUACACACACACACACACACACAUACAUCAUAGUCACAUUCAUAUACCAUCAUAGUAAAAUUAAUAUACAUUCCUUGCUUCGACCAGAAUGUAAAUAAUAAAUGAGAUCACAGACGAAAACUGUAUACAAUAUAUUAUAUUAUAAACUAUUGUUUGGUUUGGUUUUUUUUUUACGAACAGGAUUCAAAGAAAUGAAUGACGUUUCUAAUCAUAUAUGGAAAGGAGGCGAGAUAGAGGCUUUGAUCAGGUUACAGCGUCAUUUGGAACGGAAAGCGUUCAUCGCGACUUACGGAAAACCGAAAAUGACACCACAAUCUUUACUGGCCAGUCCCACCGGUCUCGCGCCGUAUUUAAGGUUCGGAUGCUUGUCUACUAGAUUGUUUUAUUCCGAGUUAAACAGCCUCUAUCAGAAGGUAAAAACAGCAAUUCUUCACUCGACUUAUUAAAUUAUAGUUAUUAUAUCACUAUAUCCAAUUUAAUUGUACCGUAAUUUAGAUGCGAAAAUCACGACCGCCGCUUUCAUUAUACGGUCAAUUGUUGUGGCGGGAUUUUUUUUAUUGUGCGUCCACUAACAAUCCAAACUUCGAUCGAAUGGUCGGGAACCCAAUUUGUAUGCAAAUACCGUGGGAUAAAAAUCCCCAAGCUUUAUCGAAAUGGGCAAAGGCGAGUAGCUACCUUAUAUUUAACGUUCAUAUUAUAAAAAAAUACAAUAUUAUAAUAUUUAGGGUCAAACCGGUUACCCGUGGAUCGACGCGAUUAUGAUACAGUUAAAGAAAGAAGGCUGGAUACAUUGUAUUGCGAGACAUGCCGUCGCGUGUUUUCUCACUAGGGGUGAUUUGUGGUUAUCUUGGGAAGAAGGAAUGAAGGUAAGAUAACCUACCUAUAUAGGUCAGUGGUAAUAUCGAUGACAUACGUCUCGUAUGCAUAGAUUUAUACAUUUAAGUACAUUUUUGCCAAUUACUCAUGGUAUUUCACAAGGAACUGUUUUAGGGUCCACUAUUGUUCAUAAUAUUGACUAAUAGUUUUUUUGGUUUAAUUUGAAUUGGUACCUACUAAUGUAAUUAGUUUUGCUGAUAAUAUUUUAGCAAAUAAUUUAGUUAUGGUUAUCUUAGAAAAAAUUAAUAAAUUAUUUUAUUAAUUAAUAUCUAUUAUAAUAUUAUUAUAAUUAUCUAUUCAUCUCUAGAUGAAUAGAUAAUUUACGAUAUUUAAUCGAACCAUUAAAUGUUUCAUUUAGAGUUAAAAUACAUUGUAGAUUCUGAGCGUAGAAAGGAAUGCAUUGGUUUACAAUGGUGUUUAUUAUUAUGUUUAUUUGGAAGAUACUCUAUGGUAAAAUGUUUAGACUAAAUAGAAAUGCUUGGAAAUUUAACAAGAGGUAGUUUACUGGUUGUACUUAACUGUCGUUAUUCCAGAGAUCGGCAGGUUCAAACCUGAAUUCCGAGAAAAAUGUUUUGCAUUUGGUUUUUCCCUGUUUUCUAAAUUGAGAGAAACAAAUGAAAACUUGAAAUCAAUAAUAUGCCAAGUACCAAAACAAAAAUAUUCAUUGAGAUUUAAAAACCUGAGCUAUAAAACAACGCCCACAACCUAUUAAAGGCGUUAUGUGCCACAACCACAAUAGUAGUAUUUACAAGGUCUAACAAAAUGACGUUAGAGCUAUGGUUAGGAGACCACUAUCCGCUGGUGAGGUUAUAACGGAAAUAAUUAAAAAUUAACUGGCAAUAAUGAAUGGCAUAUAGCUCGUAUUGAUUUAAAGUCUUCAAAUUGCAAUUUGGCUGGACCUAAAGACCCAAGACGUCGUUCGCUCAGACUAUUUUAAUAGAAAAUUACCUCUCGAUUUGUUGUGCAAACUUUUGUACCAGAAAUCUUGCUCCGAUGUAUUAAGUAUACUAUCUUUUAUGGAAGAAAAUUGUACCUACAUGGUACUUUAAGAAGGUCAUUUUUUUCUAUAAAACGUGAAUUAAUACCAGCAUAAAAAAGCUGUAUAACUCGUAAAUAAAAUAUAUCAAAAAGCUAUUAACUUAGCAUAGACAAGUAGCAUGGGAAAAUUUCACAGAAAUACUAAACUUCAAAAACAAAUCACUUUACUAACUAAACUGCCGCCUCUUGAAUAAAAAACAGCGGUGCAGAGCCACCGCUAAAAACAACAACAGGGCUCAAAAAUACAAAACAGAUAGAAAAACAACUAUUCGUGGACAUAAUGGCUGAUCAGUUCAUAAACGACAUAGGAGAAGAUAUACAAGAAUCAAUUCAAUCAAUAGCAGAAAUAGAUCAAGACUGCACCAUAACAACUCUAUUUCGCUAAAGCUAAUCAAAGCCAUCAUUAACAAAUUAUCAACUGGCAAAUCACCCGGACAUGACGACAUAUCAAACUUGGCCCUAAGAUACUUAAUAGACAAUAUAAUCAUUCAGCACAUACUUCAAUUCUUCAAACAUCUUAUUUUCUAACAAAAUGGAAAAAUGUCAUAAUAGUAAUGAUUUCAAAACCCAAUGAAAACUAUUUAAAAUCGGAAAACUGCAGACUGAUAUCACUCAUGAGUUUCAUAUUAAAAAUAUUCCAAAAAUUAUCCAUGAUUAUCUGAAGAAAUACAUAAAACCCAGACCAUAACAACACGCUUUCCGAGAAAGUCACUCAACGCUCACACAACUUAUUAGACUUGUUCAGAAAAUCAAAACAAACAAAAGAGAAAAGAAAUACACCACCGUACAAUUUUUAGAUAUGGAAAUGGCCUACAACUGUAUGUAGCACGAAGGUAUCAUUUACAAACAUAGGUAAAUCACGGAACUUCUUGUGCACAUUAUAAAACUCAUUAAGUCUUUCCUUAUGUAACAAACAACAAAGUGCAUGUUGCCAAUCGCCUGCCAACGACCCAUACUAUAGAAGCAGACGAAUAGUCGCUGCCGCUGAUGCCCCUGCUGCUGACCGCCAAAUGGUUACUGCCGACCAAAAGCUGCCACUGGUACAUCCUCUUUUGUACUCUGAAUCUGCUGGGCAGAUACUAUUAAAACAGCCGUUCUCAUGGCCAUCAAAUCGUUACUCAUGAGACGUGCCUGUUUAGGCCAUGUCUCUCCAAGUCAACGACGGACCAUGAACGUCACUUGUUUGAAUUCCCUUGCCUCUAAUAUGGUUAGGUACAACAUUCCAUUAUUAUUUUAAAAAUCGUCACUGAUGAGCCCGGGACCGUCGCCCGCACAUAGGCUCAAUCUUCUUGUCCCCAUAUAUUAAAUAUAUUUAUUAAUCAAUAUAGACUUGAUUCGAUACCAUUAAAAAUAUGUGUAAUUAUUUCACAAGACCGGUGACUCACCAAGUCUGCACCAGAUCAAUCUAUAGCUUACCGUUAUUUUUUUUAGGUAUUCGAAGAACUAUUAUUGGACGCCGAUUGGUCGGUGAAUGCGGGAUCGUGGAUGUGGUAUUCGUGUUCGUCAUUUUUUCAAGAAUUCAUUCAUUGCUAUUGUCCCAUUAGGUUUGGACGUAAAGCAGACCCGAACGGUGAUUAUAUAAGGUAUUGAAAAUUUAUUUAUAUUUUAUUGCCUUUUUUUUCCGAAGUAAAGUAUACAGACCACGUGUAUUAAAAUAUAUUAUUUUACUAUACAUUUUUUUCGGUCAAUUUUCGUGUUUUAGAUUAUCAAACACAGCGAGGAUUGCAAUGCGUUGCAGGUUUCAUAAUAUUAAGAAAAAUAAUGCAAUUUCAUGUUUUUAAUUUUGUACCCCUUCUUUCCCUGGAGGUAGCACGUUAUUAAGAGGUGUGUGAUAAUUCAAAAGCGAAUUGUGGGUCGCGUUGUUACCUGAUGGUAUUUUGAGGUCUAUGAUUAUAACGAACCACUUUGCCUCUAUGGAAAAAGUUCCAGAAUAACCAAAAUUUCAACGGUCAUAAUAUUUUUUCACAUAUCGAUUUUUUAUUACGUUUGAUGCUGAUAAGUAUAUUGUAACGGUUAACGAAUUAUAUCUUUAAUACUAACUAUUAAGUAUUAACUGACUAACGUUUAAAAUACGUUUAGAGGUUAUAUGACUAAUUAAUUAACACUUAUUAAAUAUUAUAUUUGUAUUUGACAUUUAUAUAGAAGAUAUAUUCCGGUGUUGCAAAAUAUGCCUACCAAGUAUAUUCACGAGCCAUGGUUGGCGCCAAAGACUAUACAGUUUGCUGCUAAUUGUAUUAUUGGUAUCGAUUACCCUUUGCCGAUCAUCGAUCAUGUCUUUGCGUCGAAAAUCAAUCUAGAACGAAUGAAAUUGGCAUACGAACAUCUGUCCAAUUGUCAGCCACGGUUGGAAAACAAUAAACUUAUCUUAAUAUCCUCGCCUAAAAGAUGA
Cinara cedri is the source of this 18781-nucleotide messenger RNA. NCBI's taxonomy places the organism in Eukaryota, Metazoa, Arthropoda, Insecta, Hemiptera, Aphididae. The record is from the annotation of a GenBank genome assembly.